AUGCGAUACGCGGUCCUCAUCACCGGACCCGCCGGUGCAGGCAAAUCGACUUUCUGCACCUCUCUCAUCACCCAUGCUCAAACCCUUGGUCGAACUGUUCAUCUGGUCAAUUUGGAUCCCGCGGCAGAAAGAUUCGAUUACGAUCCCGCUGUCGAUAUCCGUGAUUUGAUUUCUUUAGAAGAUGUGAUGGACGAAUUGGAAUUUGGACCUAAUGGGGGACUUGUGUAUUGUUUCGAAUACCUACUCAAUAACUUAGAUUGGUUAGACGACGAAUUAGGUCCAUACGAAGAUGAUUAUCUCAUUAUAGAUUGUCCAGGUCAAAUAGAACUUUACACUCAUAUACCACUUUUACCAAGAUUAGCCAAUCAUCUUUCCGUUCAAUUAAAUUUCAGAGUUUCAGCUUGUUAUUUACUAGAUUCACAAUUCAUGCAAGAUAAAUCGAAAUUCUUCGCAGGUGUAAUGUCAGCUAUGAGUUGUAUGUUGGCAUUAGGAGUUAGUAUGUUAUGUGUCAUGAGUAAGAUGGAUUUGGUAAAAGAUAAAAAAGGCAGGUUUGGAGGACAAGUUGGAAGGUUUUUAGAAAAUGAUGUUAGUUUAAUGGAUGAGAAUAAAGGGGUUCAUGAGAGGUAUCAAAGGUUGAAUAAAGCUGUCGUUUCGUUGAUUGAAGACCAAAACAUCGUCUCAUUCCUCCCCUUAGACGUCUCCGAUGAAGACUCGGUCAACACUAUCAUGAGUCAUAUAGACAAUAUGAUGCAAUAUGGGGAAGAUGAAGAACCUCGAAUGCCAAAAGACAUGGACGAGGGCGAUUUCGCAGAUGAAUGA
This is a messenger RNA of Tremella mesenterica DSM 1558, 819 nucleotides long. RefSeq lists its product as uncharacterized. The transcript has 4 exons. Gene Ontology annotation, molecular function: GTPase activity. NCBI's taxonomy places the organism in Eukaryota, Fungi, Basidiomycota, Tremellomycetes, Tremellales, Tremellaceae. Bases 1 to 819 code for a protein of 272 amino acids. The record is from RefSeq and is a predicted model, not a curated record.